Messenger RNA from Juglans regia (Persian walnut), 3525 nucleotides. RefSeq lists its product as uncharacterized. NCBI's taxonomy places the organism in Eukaryota, Viridiplantae, Streptophyta, Magnoliopsida, Fagales, Juglandaceae. The transcript is spliced from 7 exons. The record is from RefSeq and is a predicted model, not a curated record. Gene Ontology annotation, molecular function: phosphoprotein phosphatase activity. Bases 152 to 3193 code for a protein of 1013 amino acids.
CGCACCCAGAAAAAACCUCAUCGUACAGUCGUACUCCAUCCGAGAUUCCGAGUCUCAAAACUCUCAAAGGUGCGCUCACACCGCUUGGCUGCGACAUUGAAAGUUUGAAACUAUAAGGGGCAUUUCAAUCAGUUUCAACCGGGGGUAUUUCAUGAAUGAAGGAUCCGAUAACGCAUGUGGAACCCAACCCAGUAAUGCAACUAAUAGAAAACGAUCCUUACAUGAAAGUUAUAAAGUCUUCAGGAAUUGUAACUCUUCUGCAAUGGCCAAGAGUGAAGUGCAGGAUACUGUCUCUGAAGAAAAUCCAUCAAUCGGCACUCCCUUUGCAGGAAUUGAACAAACAGGAAUGGAAACAAUCCAGCAUCCUUUGGAACUGAAUUUGGCGAGUAAAAAGAGAAAGAAAAAGAUGAAAACUCAAAAGCUGUCAGAGGAAGGGUGUUUGACUAGCACAAAUGAUAUGAGUACUAUGUCAGCACUAAGUCUAUCAGAUGUAAGAAACAGUGGAGGAAAAGUUGUUUCACUGGGUACUGAUGAAACUAGUUCCUUCUUUGCGACCAAUUCUUCACGACAUCUAUUACAUAACAAUUCUAAUAAUUUAAGCAAUGGAAACUCUUACUUGAUGACCAAGAGUGAAGUGCAAGAUACUGUCUUAGGAGGAGGCUCAACACUGUGCCUUUCCUUGGCUAGGACUGAACAGACUGGCAUGGAAACAAGCCAAAAGCUUAUGCAAGUGGAUGUGGCAUGUAGGAAGAAAAGGAAUAGGAAAAGUCAGAAGAAGAAGUCUAAGGCACUGCAAAAUAAUGGACAAGGUCCAAAGCAUCCAGAUCAAGGCUGCAUGAUUAGCACUAAUCAUACAGACGUUGUGUCAGCACUGAGUCUAUCAGAUGAAAGAAACAGUGGGGGAAAAGUUGUUUCACUGUGUACUGAUGAAACUAAAUCCUUCUCUGUGACCAAUUCUUCACGACAUCUAUUACAUAACAAUUCUAAGAACUUAAGCAAUGGAAACUCUUACUUGAUGACCAAGAGUGAAGUGCAAGAUACUGUCUUAGGAGGAGGCUCAACACUGUGCCCUUCCUUGGCUAGGACUGAACAGAUUGGCAUGGAAACAAGCCAAAAGCUUAUGCAAGUGGAUGUGGCAUGUAGGAAGAAAAGGAAUAGGAAAAGUCAGAAGAAGAAGGCUAAGGCACUGCAAAAUAACGGACAAGGUCCAAAACAUCCAGAUCAAGGGUGCAUGACUAGCACUAAUCAUACAGAUGUUGUGUCAGCACUGAGUCUAUCAGAUGGAAGAAACAGUGGAGGAAAAGUUGCUUCACUAGGUACUGAUGAAACUAGUUCCUUCUUUGUGACCAAUUCUUCACGACAUCUAUUACAUAACAAUUCUAAUAAUUUAAGCAAUGGAAACUCUUACUUGAUGACCAAGAGUGAAGUGCAAGAUACUGUCUUAGGAGGAGGCUCAGCACUGUGCCCUUCCUUGGCUAGGACUGAACAGACUGGCAUGGAAACAAGCCAAAAUCUUAUGCAAGUGGAUGUGACACGUAGGAAGAAAAGGAAUAGGAAAAGUCGGAAGAAGAAGGCUAAGGCACUGCAAUAUAACGGACAAGGUCCAAAGCAUCCAGAUCAAGGCUGCAUGACUAGUUCUAAUCAUGCAGAUGUUGUGUCAACACUGAUUCUAUCAGAUGAAAGAAAUGGUGAAAAAGUUGUUUCAUUGGGUACUGAUGAAACUAAUUCUUUAUGGGCAACCAAUUAUUCACAAAGUCUGUCACAUGGCAAUUAUAAGGUCUUCAGCAAUGCUACUUCUUCUUCAGUGGCCCAGAGUGAAGUGCAAGGUACCGUCCUAGGAGUAGAUAUAACGCUCCACCCUUCACUUGCUAGAAUUGAACAAACAGGCAUGGAAACAGCCAAAAAUCCUGUGGAAGUGAAUGUGUCGAGUAAAAAGAAAUCAAGAAGUCUGAAGAAGAAACCUAAGGCACUGCAAAUUAGCAGACAAAUUGAAAAGCUACCAGAGGAAGUUUGUGUAACAAAAAAUAUGAAUGCCAUGUCCACACAAAGUCAUCAGACGAAUAUUAUGUCAGCAACGUGUCCCUUGGAUGCAAGAAUAGAAAAAUCUAUUUCAUUGGGUCCUGAUGCAACCAAUUCUUUUCCAAGUCUGUCACAUGAGAAUCAAAAAGUCUUCACGAAUGCUAAUUCGUUUUCAAUGAGCAAGAGUGAAGUAAAGGAUAUUAUUCUAGGAGUGGGUUCAACAGUGUGCCCUUCUUUUUCUAGGAUUGAAGAGGUGGGCAAAGAAACAACCCAAAAUUCUGUGCACGUGAUUCCAGCUAGUAAAAAGAAGAAAAAAAAGAGAAGUUGGAAGAAGUCUGACGCACUGCAAAAUAGUAGUGAAGCUCAAACGCUCCCGGAGGAAAGUUGCCCAUCUAUUAGGAAUCAUAUGAAUAUUAUAUCAACUCUAACUCCAUCAGAUGAGAGAAAUAACUGCUCAGAGAUUUCUCAUAUUCCUCUUUUGCGAGCACCAAUUGGUCAUCUGAGGAAGAAGCUUCUUAUUCUUGAUAUAAACGGUCUGCUUGCGGAUAUAGUUCGUCCACCUCCAAAGAAAUGCAAAUCAGACAUAAACAUUGCAGGACGGGCAAUUUUCAAGAGGCCCUUCUAUCUUGAUUUCCUGACGUUCUGCUUUGAGAGAUUUGAAGUUGGUGUGUGGUCCUCAAGAUCCAAGAAAAAUGUGGAAAAAGUGAUUGACUAUUUGAUGGGAGAUAUGAAAUACAAGCUGCUACUUUGUUGGGAUCAAUCUCACUGCACCGCUACAAAGUUCAGGACUCUCGAAGACAGGCAUAAGCCUAUUGUUUUUAAGGAGCUGAGGAGAAUAUGGGAAAAACACGACCCUAAUCUCCCAUGGGAGAAAGGAGACUAUAACGAGUCAAAUACAUUGUUGUUGGAUGAUUCCCCGUAUAAAGCCUUGGUUAAUCCUCUUCACACUGCAAUAUUCCCUUAUUCAUACACGUUUCGGAAAAAGAGGGAUAAGUCAUUAGGUGCUGGUGGUGAUCUAAGGGUUUAUCUAGAGGGCUUAGCUGUGGCUGGAAACACCAAGAAGUAUGUAGAGAAGAACCCAUUUGGUCAAAGUCCUAUCACUCAAAGAAGUAAAUCUUGGGACUUUUACCAGACGGUUAUCAGAUCAUUGGAAUCCUUACCAACGACCGUAUAACGUUUCUCCGUCUUGCCUUUAGUAUGCAUUGCUUAUGUUUGGUGCUAAUGCUAAAAUUUUCUAAUUGCCAAUUUUGGGAUCGCAUGUAUCGUGCUUUCAUUAUUUUGUGGAACACCCUUCCAUGACAUCGGUGACCAAGUAGAGCUGGUGAAUCGAUGAUUCAUAAAAAUUACAUUCUUUGUUUAGUGUAAUGAUUUCGUUGAAUGUUGUAAUUUUCUUUUUUACAAACUGGUUAUUAUAAGCAUGUUUGAAUUGCCUUCAAAGAGAGCCACUCCUGUUUCGGGAAAUCAUUAUUAGAUCCAUUGUUGCUUUGUUUGGAUUAUAAAAAGGGA